AUGAUGUGGUACCAUCGACGCGUUUGCCAAGACUUCGUUAAACAUGAUAUAUUUAUAGUUAAUUUACGUAUUUCAGAUGAUCUUAAGUUCCAUGAUAUCGAAUACCGGAGAAGAAUCGAACUUUUAGGUAACGGUGGUUUUAUAUUUAAUCGGACGGGGGACCACCGGAGUGCACUGUCACGAUUCCUUCGGACUCACAGUGAGAGGCCACUGCACAUACAACAACGCAAAAAACGGUCCAGAGCAGCUUUCUCUCACACCCAGGUGUUCGAGUUGGAACGGCGGUUCAACCAGCAGCGUUACCUGUCGGGCCCGGAACGUGCCGACCUGGCCCACUCACUGAAGUUGACCGAGACUCAGGUGAAGAUAUGGUUCCAGAACAGGCGGUACAAGACCAAGCGCAAGCAGCUGCAAGUGCCGUCCUUGGGUGGUGGAGGUGGUGGAGGUAGUCCGCCUGCCAAAAGAGUGGCGGUCAAAGUCCUGGUCCGCGAAGACGAGUGUCCCAAGGAGGCCUCGCACCAGAUGUCGCCCGAGGCCUAUCACCGUCAGUCGUCCAGACAUGCAGCCCAGGGUGCAGUGGCCGUGGCGGCGGCGGCGGCUGCUGCAGCGGCGGCGGCGGCUAGUGGCGAUUACCGAAUGCAGCAGCUGUUGCAACAGCAACUGCACCAGCACCGAAGCCACUUACACCACCAACGCCUCCACCGCGGAGGUGCUGAACACGCCCCGGUCGGUUAUUUGCACCACCAGCCCACUUUCGGCAACGGGUUGCACCACUUUCCUCCGGGCGCCGUCGCCGCUUCCGGCGCUGCCCCUUACUACUGUUACGAGUACGGACCGGUAGUGGCGGCGUACCUGCAACACGAACCCGGCAGCCGGGUUUCGUCCACGACCACAACCGACGAGUUGCAGGACACGUCCGACGCCGGCAGCGAGUGUUCAAUAAACGUCAUCGACGAGUGUCCCACGUCCACGACGGUCUCCGAGUGA
This is a messenger RNA of Macrosiphum euphorbiae (potato aphid), 987 nucleotides long. The record is from the annotation of a GenBank genome assembly. NCBI's taxonomy places the organism in Eukaryota, Metazoa, Arthropoda, Insecta, Hemiptera, Aphididae.